Messenger RNA from Trachymyrmex cornetzi, 1629 nucleotides. Its product is annotated as ras-related and estrogen-regulated growth inhibitor. The record is from RefSeq and is a predicted model, not a curated record. The transcript is spliced from 7 exons. Gene Ontology annotation, molecular function: GTP binding; GTPase activity. Bases 648 to 1298 code for a protein of 216 amino acids. NCBI's taxonomy places the organism in Eukaryota, Metazoa, Arthropoda, Insecta, Hymenoptera, Formicidae.
UGUCGAUAAACGUAGAGAUCUACGUCUUUAUCUUAAUGAAACAUUGGUUACAUCGCGAUUGCCCAUCGCGUCGCGGCGCGUACGUCCAUUCCAAUUAUAUCCCGACGCGAAGACGGCACGUUCGUGAGUUUCGGAGGGACAUCGGCCGUUUCAAAUCUCGACCUUCGUCUGCGCAUACAUCUGUACCGGAAGCGGGUACCGCAUGUACAUGGCUUAAGAGCAAUAAGGGAACCGGCGGGCCUCGCGAGCCGCCAGAAGAGAGUGGGGCGAGACAGUCGCGCUAAGACCAAGAACCGCGGCGGUUCACAAAGCCGCGAAUUCGAAUGAAACUAUUGCCAUUCACGUGACAGACGCGCAAUCGCCGAUCUUUCUCCCGUUUUCUUAUCAUUCAAUCGUAUCAAUAGAUUUUCUGUGCCUUAUUGCUAGUGUCUCGUGUACGUUCGAUCUAAUGAUUUUAGGUUACAAAAUUAAUUGUCAAUAGAUAAUUCCGUGAAACAUUCUGUAUUUCAAGUUAGAACUAUGCAUUCUUAUCGUUAUUCGACGAACAGUUUAAUUGCAAUAUGAACUGAUAAAACGUGUAAAACGGAAAACAAUAGUGGAGUUGUAGCAGAGUGUAUUUUAGUUGACUCGUGACAAAUGCUUGUAGUAUGACGUCAAAUGCGAUUAGAGGCAUCAGAAGAAAGAAAAGUUCGCUUUGCGAAGUUAAAGUAGCAGUGAUAGGAGCUCCAGGAGUCGGCAAAAGCGCAUUGACAGUGAGAUUUCUGACAAGGAGAUACAUUGGGGAAUACGAUCAUCAAUCAGAAACCAGAUACAAACAUGAGGUACUAGUCGACGGGGAACCAAUUCUUUUUGAAAUUUUAGAUACAUGUCCAAAGAGUGAAGAUGAGCUGCCAUCGAUGGAAACUUUACAGUGGGCGGACGGCUUGUUGUUAGUCUAUUCAAUAACCGACAGAAACUCUUUUAAUUUUGUUAGAAAGGCAAAAGAGGCUCUUGCAGUAGCUGAUCCCGAAGCUGCGAUGCCUCUUGCCCUUGUUGGAAAUAAAGCUGAUAUGGUUCAUUUACGACAAGUCAGUGCUGAGGAAGGAGAGAUACUAGCAAAGGAUUUUGAAUGCUGGUUUAGUGAAAUAACUGCAGCUGAGCAAGUUGCUCAGGUCGCAGAAUCUUUCCACGAAUUAUGCAGAGAAGUUCUCGCAGCUAGAAGAAGAAACAAACAAUCUUUGCUGGAUAGAAUGCUCGGUGGUAAAGCGACACGCGCUUAUUCACGAGGAAAAAGCGACUCUGCUUUACCGAAAGAUUAAUAUUAUUACUUGAGUACAUGCCUGUUACAAAUAUAAGAAAAAAGAAUCCUUCAAAAUAUUGUUAACUGGAGAAUGUGAAAAAAGGUAGUAGAACAAUCGUAUAUAAUCGCUUUCUAAGCAGGAUAAGUCAUGAUAACAUCAAAAUAACGUUAAAAUGAUUUGUUAUUAAUUAAAUUACGAUUUUUGGUAACCGUUUUGCACUUUGUUAUUUUGAUGUUGUAAUGAAUUCUAUUCUGUUUGGAUUUAAUGCACAAGGAAUGAAAGAAAAGCAAAGCAACAAAUGCCAAAGAAAAUAUCAGUUUUCAAUUUAUAGAGAAUGUAAUUUAAGAUU